This is a messenger RNA of Dryobates pubescens (Downy woodpecker), 1429 nucleotides long. RefSeq names its product mas-related G-protein coupled receptor member H. The record is from RefSeq and is a predicted model, not a curated record. Gene Ontology annotation, cellular component: membrane. Gene Ontology annotation, molecular function: G protein-coupled receptor activity. Gene Ontology annotation, biological process: G protein-coupled receptor signaling pathway. The transcript has 3 exons. The coding region runs from base 1 to 1104 and encodes 367 amino acids. NCBI's taxonomy places the organism in Eukaryota, Metazoa, Chordata, Aves, Piciformes, Picidae.
AUGGACCCCUGUGCUGUCCUGGGAGGAUCCAGCUCAGGAUAUGUGCCCGAAGGGAGUGUGAGAGGCCAAGACACCAACACCGAUCUGCCCGAGUCCAGCUGCUUGCCUGCCCUUGCCUGCUGCUCCACCAAAGCUCACAGCCGGGGACCACAUCCCACCACCUACCCACAUCCAGCCCUGGAGGUGAACCACAUGGCUCCAGCUCCCACACCAGCCACGCUGGAGGCUGAGGAAGACCCCUGCAGGGUGGAGGUGAGCGACAUGGCCAUCGAUGGAGUCACGCUGCUCAUCUGCCUCUGCGGGCUGCUGGGCAACAGUGCUGUCCUCUGGCUCCUCGGCUUCCGCAUCAAGAGGAACCCCAUCACUGUCUACAUCCUCAACCUGGCCGUAGCUGACUUCACCUUCCUCCUCUUCAUGGUCAUCUCAUCCACCCUCUACAUGCUCGACAACGUCUGCUCCGCUGUGGUGGCCCCGAGGUACCUGAGGUCGCUCUUCCUGCUCUCUCUCUUCUCCUACAACAUGGGCCUGUACCUCCUGACGGCCAUCAGCAUCGAGAGGUGUGUCUCCGUCCUCUACUCCAGCUGCCACCGCCCCCAGCACUUAUCAGCCGUGGUCUGUGUCCUGCUCUGGGCUCUCUCCGUCGCUGUCAUCGCUGCGGUGACUUCUCUGUGCCUGCUGCACGAGCACCAGCCCUGCCAGAUGGCUCUCAUCUCCAUGUAUGCCCUCAACUUCCUCAUCUUUGCACCACCCAUGGUCAUUGCCAGCACAAUCCUCUUCAUUAAGGCUCGUUGUGGUUCCCAGCAGCACCAGCCCUGGAUGCUCUCCAUCGUUAUCUUCCUCACCGUCCUCUUCUUCCUCCUCUUCGCUCUUCCCCUCAGCAUCUGGAGUUUCCUGCAGCAGUUCAGCUACUCCUUUGCUUCCUCCCAGGUUGUUUUCUUGCUUGCCUGCAUCAACAGCAGCAUCAACCCCUUCAUCUACUUCUUGGUGGGGAGCUGCCGCAGGCACUGCUCCUUGGUGUCCCUCCAGGUGGCCUUCCGGAGGGUCUUUGAGGAGCUGGCAGAGGGCAAUGACACCACCAUGGACACGCUGCCCCCAGCCUGCUGAAGCUUCUCCACCGCUCUGCUUAGGGCCCUGGGACAGUGCCUGAGGUUUUCUCUGAGCAGCCAGGUUAAUGCAUGCCUGAAGAGCUUCUCCUGAUGCCAUCCUCUCCAUGUCACCCUCUCAGGGUGUCACCCUGUCCCCGUGCAGAAGAGGAGAACGGGGACAUCACCAAGGUCAAUGUGAGCAGGGAUGCUCUGCAAGGAGUGUGCUGGAGCAUGGAGCUCCUCCUCCCUGCCAGCCCAGCCCAGCUCCUAGGGCACUAUUCCCCCGAGGAGAGCAUACUCCAGAAGCUCAAGUGCUCCUGGGCUUUGGGAAUCUCUGGCUCAUG